GCAGCACAAUGGUACAGGUCGCUACAGGGUGCCGAGCGGUUCCGGCGUUCCGGGUCCGGAAGGUUCAGGUUUUGAGACAAACUUAGAAAUUUAGGUUUUGCAUUUAAAUGUGGUCAGCAGUUGUUGCAUCUCCUGCAUUCAGUAGACCUAAAUCUCUGCAGAACCCUUCCCCUUCUAUUGUAUUUCUGCUCAGUGUCUCCUCCCUCCGCAUUGGUCUCUGUCCUCUCCGCCCCAUCCCUUCCUUCCCCCAGAUUUGAGGUAUCCGCCUCUGCUAGUGAGGUAAUAGUCAUUAAAUGCACGCAGUUUUCGGCAUUAUUCUCAUUAUCAGUACUUCCCAACGGUCUGUGGCACCAUGAGCGGCUCUGGACCCCUCCAACUCGGGCUCAUCAACUGCAACAAUAAGUAUCUGACCGCCGAGGCGUUUGGAUUCAAGAUCAAUGCAUCAGCCUCCAGCCUGAAGAAGAAGCAAGUGUGGUCCCUGGAUCCUGUGGGUGAGGAGGCGGUGUUGCUACGGAGCCACCUAGGCCGUUAUCUCUCUGCAGAUAAGGAUGGACGGGUCUCCGGGGAGAUAGAGCUCCCGGACUCUGAGUGCCGUUUUCUGGUUACUGCCCAGGGAGACGGGCGCUGGGUGCUGCAGUCCGAGGCGUACGGCCGCUACCUGGGAGGCUCAGAGGAUAGAAUCAGCUGCUUCUCGCCCUCUGUGUCUCCGGCUGAGAAAUGGGGCGUCCAUUUGGCCAUGCAUCCUCAGGUCACCAUCUACAGUGUUACCCGAAAGCGCUAUGCUCGCCUAGGGAUCAGUGGGGACGAGCUGUCCGUGGAGCGAGAUGUGCCCUGGGGCCUGGACUCUCUCAUCACCCUUCUCUUCCAGGAGAAUCGCUACAGCAUCCAGACCCCAGAUCACCGCCUCUUAGCUAUGGACGGCAGCCUGCGGACCGAGGCCGGCUCGGAUACCAAGUUCACGCUGGACAUUUCCGCUGGCAAAGUGGCCUUCAGAGCGAGCGAUGGUCGCUACCUGACACCCUCCGGCCCGAGCGGAACUCUAAGAGCCGGCAAGAACAGUAAGGUCGGCAGGGAUGAGCUGUUUGUAUUGGAGAGAAGCUGCCCACAGGUCGUUCUCACCGCCGGCAAUGGCCGCAACGUGUCUACCCGGCAAGGAAUGGACCUCUCUGCCAACCAGGAUGAGGAAAGUGAUCAGGAGACAUUCCAGCUGGAAAUCAACAAGGACACUAAGAAGUGUGCAUUUCGUACUCAUACUGGGAAGUACUGGACCCUCUCUAGCAAUGGUGGAAUACAAGCAACUGCUUCAACACUGAAUGACCGUUGUUACUUUGAUAUUGAUUGGUGUGACCGACGGAUAACCCUAAAGGCAGCAAAUGGAAAGUUUGUGACUGCUAAGAAGAAUGGACAGCUGGCAGCAUCUGUGGAUUCUCCCGUGGAGACAGAGCAUUUCUUAAUGAAACUCAUCAACCGUCCACUGAUAGUCCUAAGGGGAGAACAUGGAUUUAUAGGGUGCCGUAAAAUGACUGGAACACUUGAUUCUAAUCGCUCAAUUUAUGAUGUCUUUCAACUGGAAUUUAAUGAUGGUGCCUACAACCUAAAAGAUUCAACUGGGAAAUACUGGACUGUGGGCAGUGAUACAUCAGUUACCAGCAGUAGCCCUACCCAGGUAGAUUUCUUCUUCAAAUUCUGUGAUCAGAAUAAGGUAGCAAUCAAGGUGAAUUCCCUCUACUUGAAGGGUGAUCAUGCUGGUGUUCUGAAAGCCAAUGCAGAAUCUAUGGACUCCUCUACCCUGUGGGAGUACUGAGCACCUGUUACUUAUGACCUUUGUCUACAGUUUGAUCUGAUCUUGUAUAAAAAAAAAAAAAAACACUAUGUUCCGCUUCCUCGGCAGGGCAUUA
Pseudophryne corroboree (corroboree frog) is the source of this 1898-nucleotide messenger RNA. RefSeq names its product fascin actin-bundling protein 1 (gene FSCN1). The record is from RefSeq and is a predicted model, not a curated record. Lineage: Eukaryota; Metazoa; Chordata; Amphibia; Anura; Myobatrachidae. Gene Ontology annotation, molecular function: actin filament binding; protein-macromolecule adaptor activity. Gene Ontology annotation, cellular component: microvillus; growth cone; ruffle. Bases 353 to 1804 code for a protein of 483 amino acids. The transcript has 5 exons. Gene Ontology annotation, biological process: establishment or maintenance of cell polarity; cell migration; actin filament bundle assembly.